This is a messenger RNA of Enterobius vermicularis (human pinworm), 1819 nucleotides long. NCBI's taxonomy places the organism in Eukaryota, Metazoa, Nematoda, Chromadorea, Rhabditida, Oxyuridae. The record is from the annotation of a GenBank genome assembly.
GAGGCAAAAGUUUAGCAGUCAUGUCCGAUACAGAAGCUGGCGCUGUUGAGGAAGGAGUUUAUCAAAGCUCAAAUGACGAGUCAUUCACUGUUGAAAAAGUUCAUUGUACUGUGCGCGGAAAGAGGGAUAAUCAGAACUCUGAACCUGGUGAAUCAGUUGAUUCAUUGUCAUCAGAGAGAGUGAAUGGAACGAUUACCAAAAAAAUUAAGCAAAGCCCGACAACUGCUACAGCUGAUCAAAGUGAUGCUGAGACAUCGAGUGAUGAUGGUCAAGAAAAACCGGUUAUUCCCAAAAAUGCAGUUUUCGACAUUCCUAGUUAUUUGUCAUUGCUUUCUGAAGUUAAUGUUCCACUGAACAUUACUGCUAAAGACCUCUUAAUAUUGUGUGAAAAACGUUUACAGUCGCCAGCUAAGAACAAAGAAAUUUUUGAUGAAAACCCUCUACCCCUACAACUUUCUGAAAUUGCUGAACUGAAUUCUUCAGAAGCAAAGUUGAUAUUAGAAACUCCGACUAUCAAUGUUCGGACAAAAGACGAGGUCUAUGAUGAAAAGCUGAAGAAAUUUUGUGAACUAAGUUCAAUUACAUUAAUACGUAACAUGGUUUCGGUAAUUGGGCUGGACUUGGAUGUUUUUUCAACCACAAAUAUGCUGGAAUUUUCUGAUCAUGAGACACAGAAUCGUGGUUAUCAUCUAAAGGAUAAUGCGCAACAGAUGGAAUCUGGUCGUAAAACUGGAAAGUCGUCAAGACGUUCGAGAGUUACUCGCAAGCGUCAUCGUCCGUGUCAAACAAUCAAGUUUGGAACCAACAUUGAUUUAGCUGAUCGGAACAAAUUUAGGAAACAAUUGAAUGAGCUAACUAAACUGCCUCCCUAUCUUCGACCAGAGCACGAUACUAACAUGUUGUCAUAUCUCGGGUAUGAUGUCGUUGGAAUGAAUACUGUGCAGUUUUAUAUGAAAGUACCUGGAGUACGGACGCCUGGUCACUUAGAAAACAACUGUUUGGCUUCUGUCAACAUAAAUAUUGGACCCGACGAUUGUGAAUGGUUUGGUGUGGAUUACGCUUACCUAGGCACUUUCAACAAAAUUUUACAAAAUCACAAGAUAAGGUUUCUUACCGAUUCUUGGUGGCCGAAUUAUUAUGAGCUACUGAAGGCUGGAAUACCGGUUUUCCGAUUUACUCAAAAAAAAGGUGAUAUAGUUUGGGUUGGUAGCGGCUGUAUUCACUGGGUGCAAAGUAAUGGUUACUGUAACAACGUAGCCUGGAACGUCGGCCCAUUCAACGCAAAGCAAUACGAAUUUUUGACUCUUAGUCAUGAAUGGAAUAGAGUUCAGAAAUUCAUGUCUCUUGUUCCGGUCCAACAUCUUAGCUGGCAGCUAGCACAACGCGCAGAAAUUGCAGAUGAAAAUUUGUACAAAUUAAUCAGAAAAGUGUUAAUUCGAUCAAUGGCGUACUGCAAAAUGACUGCUGAUGCCCUGUCGGCAUCCUUUAAGGAAAUUAGGAAACAUCCUCGUUAUGAAGGCGACGCAGCAUUGUUCUGUGUUGUUUGUGAAAUAGAAGUUUGGAACCUUUUCUUUGUUAAAUUCAACCAGGGCAAAUACGAUGUAUAUUGUUUACACUGCGCCAGAAAAAAUGAUCUCAACAACUUUGUAGCAUUACAACAGUACAGUUUCGAGGAGCUUUCAACUUUUUUUGAUCAGUUCAAGUGUCAUAAGGCAAGUGACAAUUUCAGGAUUAUUGGACUAAGCUCAGUAACGGUGAAAAAUCUCCACAAUAAUGACUCUAUUUGGCCUGUACGGAAUUAUUUUCGGGUUUCUUAGUU